Messenger RNA from Danaus chrysippus (African queen), 714 nucleotides. NCBI's taxonomy places the organism in Eukaryota, Metazoa, Arthropoda, Insecta, Lepidoptera, Nymphalidae. The record is from the annotation of a GenBank genome assembly.
AUGAGCAGCUCCUUUGAGUUAUACAUUCAGUGGUGCUGUUCAAUUGCAUUACUCUCGUUUCAUGGUGGCCUGGUACCUGCAUGGGGUCAUUGGGGUGCUAUCGAGGUCGAGGUCCCAGCGACCCCAACACUUGAACCAGCCGAGGCCGUUGUACCCGGCGGAAGCGGAAGCAAAGUCGAUGCACCCUACACACACAGACACACACACACAGACACACAGGACACAGAACGUUGUGCGCGCGUCGUCGUGGCGGGUGUGCAUGUGUGCGUGCCGCCUUGUAUACACGGGGGUGUGGCCGGCGAGGCUUUGAGCGGACCUGGAUACGAGCGGGGGGGGGAGGGGGGUUACGCAAGCCGGGGGGAGGGGGCGCGGGUGGGGGCGGGGGAGGGGGAGGGGGCGAUCAAUGCGCGGGCAUUCACCCGCCUGCAAUGCGCCGCGCCGCAGAGACACCGCCGGCGGCUUAUGGCGCCCUGCAACAUUGAUGGAUAUGAUAUCAGUAAGGAUCAUCUUCCCUCCAUCCUAGGGGACCCUACAUCUGUAGUACUAACACCAUAUGUAUACAGUCAGACGACCUUGCCAUCGUCCUGCCUCCCCGGUCCGCCUGCAGGUCCCCUGUACCGUCUACAGUCUAGACAUGGGGUUCCAAGUGCAUUUUUCUGUCUGGACCCCUCCUGCAACCCUAUCCUGCACGCGUGUGCGUUAUUUAAUUUUUAA